Molecule: messenger RNA, 1088 nt
Organism: Magallana angulata
Lineage: Eukaryota; Metazoa; Mollusca; Bivalvia; Ostreida; Ostreidae
Exons: 3
Coding region: 70-774 (234 amino acids)
Source: RefSeq, a predicted model, not a curated record
AACACCAACCACUUUAAAUAAUGUGUUUGGAGAUAAGCAAGUCCCGAUUCUGAGUUCAACAUUGAAAGUAUGAAGUUCUUAAAAUUACUUAUCUUUCUGUCUGCUCGAUUUGUAAACAGUGCUACAACACAAAGGUAUAGGCAAGUCACCAAGUCGUAUAUCUCCAUCAUCAAUUGUACAGAAACGCAUGUAUCCAGUUUACUUCACUGUACAGCACUGAGCCGAGAAUCAAAGGACGUUACGUUUUUCUAUGACAAUCAGAAGAAGCAGUGUCGGAGGAAUUGUCGAUUUCAAUACAACAUGGACGCCGUGAUUCCAGGGUGGCAGUGUUACGAGAUGGAAUGGAAAACUAACGCAGCCUUAAACAAACGCCCUCUAGUGUCAUCAGUGUAUUCCAACAACACUUCAAAAUGGAGUCCAGACUUUGCAACAGAUGGAGUGAUCAGUAUACAGGCUGUACAAAUAUUUCACUCCCAGUUGGAACCUACCCCCUGGAUUAUGGUUGAUUUGGUGAACAUGUCAAAGAUAUCGUUUGUUCGUGUGUUCGUGAGAAUAGAUACAUUAGGUGAGAGAUUUCAUGACGUCAUAUACGAAAUAUCAAACAACACUAGCACAUACGAGCAGUUUGGAUUCUUUAGAGGACCCGCCGUCAAUGGACAAGUGGUAGAAAUAUGUUGCGGUUCUCCGGAUGUUGGUCAAUACGUCAGACUCAGAGUGACCCAGGGAUCUAAUAAUUCCCUCAAUAUUGCCGAACUCGAAAUAUUCUCUGUGUAACUAACUGUGAAAUAUUUUAAGCUGACAUGAAUUCAUAAAAGCAUUUGGUCGCCAUAUUAGUUUCGAUCGCUCUUCUAUUGCCACUGGGGUUUAUAGUACCGAUCAGACCCAACCUAACACCAGAGUAAUUUUCAGUAACACCGAAAUUUUCAGUGUCAUCUACGAGUGGUAUACCACUAUCACUCCUAAAAUAUUGUGAUAUGAUCAUCUCCGUUUAUAAACUCAAGGGUCUUACUGAAAAUACAUGUACGCAUAUAUUGAAUAUCUUAAUGUAUAUUAACUCUAAAAAAUUUAUAUAAUUUGUCAAAUUUGGU